Parasteatoda tepidariorum (common house spider) is the source of this 2345-nucleotide messenger RNA. It is a transcript of the gene mIF2, whose product is annotated as mitochondrial translation initiation factor 2. Gene Ontology annotation, cellular component: cytoplasm. NCBI's taxonomy places the organism in Eukaryota, Metazoa, Arthropoda, Arachnida, Araneae, Theridiidae. Gene Ontology annotation, molecular function: translation initiation factor activity; GTP binding; GTPase activity. Gene Ontology annotation, biological process: translational initiation. The record is from RefSeq and is a predicted model, not a curated record.
GUAUGCAGAUAAAAGCUUCAAUGGAUAUUCAUUAUCAACUUUUAACUGUGGGAAUCUCUUUAAGUUUCACCGGUUUUAGCUGUGAUAUAUAAAAUGAAUAGAAAUUAGAAACUUUACUUUUAUAUUUGUGAUGACAGAGAAAGGUUAAAAUGAGAAGGUUGAUUCCUUUACUUUUGGUCAAAAAUGUUUUUCAUGGCAAAACAUUGUCCGACCAUUCACUGUACAGUAUAUUUUCAAAACUUAUUAUUUCUUACCCAUCACAUUAUCCCAGUCACCAGACAUAUUUCACAUCAUCUACAUUAAACAAAGCAAAAGGAGGUGAAAAAAAAGCUAAAAAUGUUAUUCAGUUCAAACCUAAAUCAAAACAGACUGUUGUGGAAUUAUGGAAAGGAGUUACACCCCUCGACAUUGCUGAUGUUACUCAAAGAGAUAUAGACGAUGUAUUUGAAGCUAUUUCUUACCUUGAAACUUAUGAGCUCUAUCAGGAGGUUGAUUCAGAGAUAACAGAUUUUGCCACUAUAACUGCUAUAGCAAAACGAUUAGGCUUUAGAGUCCAGCUUGUAAAACCACCUGGAUCAGUUGCUGAAGAGAAGAAAAAUAAAGAUGUAACCAAAAGGCCACCUCCUCAUCCUGAAGAUUUAGUGAAGCGACCUCCUGUGGUAGCUAUAAUGGGUCACGUAGAUCACGGUAAAACUACUCUACUAGAUUCACUCCGCCAUUCCUCCAUUGUUUCUAAAGAGUUUGGUGGAAUCACUCAACAUAUUGGUGCAUUCACAGUUGAUCUACCUGGGGGCAGGAUAACCUUUUUAGAUACGCCAGGGCAUGCUGCUUUUAAGACAAUGAGAGCCAGAGGUGCUCGAGUCACAGACUUUGUUAUACUUGUUGUUGCUGCAGAUGAUGGCAUAAUGGAACAAACUAUAGAAUCUAUUAGAUAUGCCCGUGAAGCAAAUGUGCCAAUUAUUGUUGCAGUUAAUAAAAUUGACAAAGCCAACCACGAUGUGAAAAGAGUGAUGCAAGAUCUUCUUGGCUGCGGCAUACAAGUGGAAGAGCUUGGAGGAGAAGUGCAAGCAAUUCCAAUAUCUGCGUUAAAGAAAAUCAACUUAGAUCACCUGACAGAUGCUAUCCUGAUACAAGCAGAAGUGAUGGGUGUGGCUGGUGACCCAAAAGGAAUGGUAGAGGGCGUUGUCUUAGAGGCUAGCCUAGACACUUCAAAAGGAAAAGUAUCUACAGCAUUAAUUCAGCGUGGUACUCUAAAAAAGGGUAGUGUCAUUGUUGCUGGUACUUCUUGGGCGAAGGUGCGUAACCUAUAUGAUGAAAAUGGAAAUGUUCUAAAAGUUGCGACUCCUGGUACGCCUGUGCAAGUGGUUGGUUGGAAGAGUUUCCCUCCUACUGGUGAAAUCAUAUUAGAAGUAGAGUCUGAGAGGCGUGCACGAGAAGUAAUUCGAUACCGCGAGAGUGUGAAAAUGGAAGAGAAAAUGAUUGCAGAUCAGGAGAUCAUUCAGAAGAAAGCAGAUGCGCACACUGAGAAAUACAGGGAAGAAAGAAUGGCACGCUUGAGUAGGGGACGUUACAGGAAGGAACGUAACUACUUUAGAGAGAAAGAGUUCACUCUUGAUUCUACUCCUUAUGUGGCUUUUGUCUUGAAAGGUGAUGUGCAUGGUUCAGUGGAGGCCAUUUUGGAUGUUGUUGAUACAUAUCAAUCUCAUGAAACAUGCCGAAUGGAUGUUCUCCACAGUGCUGUAGGCAGUGUCACUGAAAAUGAUAUUGAAAUGGCUGAAGCUUUCAAUGGUUUUAUAUAUACUUUCAAUGUCAGUGUGCCAUCAGAAAUUAAGAAGAUGGCUGAUGAAAAGGGUAUCAAGAUAAAAAGUUUUAAUGUCAUUUAUCAUCUCAUUGCUGACAUGAAAAUAGAAAUCAAUAGCAAGCUACCUUUAGUGGAAGAAGAGGAAUUUAUUGGAGAAGCAACUGUUUUGCAGGAGUUUGUUAUCAAAGAUGGGAAGAAGAAGUUGCCAGUGGCUGGAUGCAGGUGCAUUAAGGGGAUGUUGAAAAAGAGCGCCCUCUACAAAGUGACAAGGAAUGAUCAAACCCUGUACAGUGGUCCAAUAUCAUCCCUGAAGCAUGAGAAGACACCAGUGGAGUCCAUCAAAAAGGACACAGAGUGCGGUCUCAUGGUUGAAGACCCUGAAGUGUCCUUUUUACCCGGAGAUGUUAUUACCUGCUUCUCCCUAAGAACUGUAGCGCAAGUGACAGACUGGAAUCCAGGAUUUUGACAUCUGUCUAGAAUAUUGUGUGUGAUCUAUAUAUAAUAUAUUUUUUAGCUUGUUAAUAAAGAUUUUAACGAAAAUGCA